Molecule: messenger RNA, 565 nt
Organism: Anarrhichthys ocellatus (wolf-eel)
Lineage: Eukaryota; Metazoa; Chordata; Actinopteri; Perciformes; Anarhichadidae
Product: two pore calcium channel protein 2-like
Exons: 7
Biological process (GO): endocytosis involved in viral entry into host cell; transmembrane transport; monoatomic ion transport
Cellular component (GO): lysosomal membrane
Molecular function (GO): intracellularly phosphatidylinositol-3,5-bisphosphate-gated monatomic cation channel activity; ligand-gated sodium channel activity; voltage-gated channel activity
Source: RefSeq, a predicted model, not a curated record
CAUCCUGCUGCUGGCGCUCCACCUGUGUCUCUUCACUAUGAUCGGCAUGCUGCUGUUUGCUAAAAGCGAGGAUCCGAAGAAGAACGAGGAGUGGAGGUUACAUUUCAGAGACCUGCCCAGUUCUCUCACCUCUCUGCUGGUGCUGCUCACCACAGCCAACAACCCAGAUGUGAUGAUCCCUGCCUACUCCCUGCACAGAGGCUACUCCAUUUUCUUUGUCACCUUCAGUGUGAUUGGAACCUACUACCUGAUGAACUUACUGACAGCCAUCAUCUAUAACCAGUUCAGGGGCUAUUUACUGAUGUCGGUCCAAACGUCCAUCAUCAGGAGACGACUGGGGAUCAGAGCUGCUUUCCAAGUCCUGAGCUGCCAGGGAGCCCAGCAGGCUGCUGAGGAGCAUGUGGCUGUUAAUCUGGUGCUGAAGGUGAUGUCCAGGGUCCAGAUGAAGAGCUACUACAGAGAGGCCAUCACUAAGGAGGCGCAGAAGUAUGCAGAUGUGGGCUACAUGGACCGAGAGCAGUUCAAGAAGAUAUUUGAUGAACUGGACAAAGAUCGCAUUAAGGAG